AUGUGUGACUUCAUGGAGGAUCAGACUGCUGAGAUGAAUAUGAAGGUGUUGGACUUUGAACGCUUUCUGCCAAUGCUGCAGACCGUAGCAAAGAAUAAGGACCAGGGCACAUAUGAAGACUAUGUAGAGGGGCUUCGGGUGUUUGAUAAGGAAGGGAAUGGUACAGUCAUGGGUGCUGAAAUACGACUCGUCCUUAUCACUCUGGGUGAGAAGAUGACUGAGGAAGAAGUGGAAGUGUUGGUGGUAGGGCAUGAGGACAGCAACAGUUGUAUCAACUAUGAAGAACUAGUCCGGAUGGUGCUGAAUGGCUGA
Messenger RNA from Dromiciops gliroides (monito del monte), 312 nucleotides. Its product is annotated as myosin light polypeptide 6-like. Gene Ontology annotation, cellular component: myosin II complex. The transcript has a single exon. The coding region runs from base 1 to 312 and encodes 103 amino acids. Gene Ontology annotation, molecular function: structural constituent of muscle; calcium ion binding. NCBI's taxonomy places the organism in Eukaryota, Metazoa, Chordata, Mammalia, Microbiotheria, Microbiotheriidae. The record is from RefSeq and is a predicted model, not a curated record.